AUGGAGGGUGGGUACAUGAUAUCUCCAAACGCAUGUGAGCUUGUCCUCCGCCUCCUACUCUGGCACAUACGGCGCGCUAUUAAUCAUGUGAUCGCGGCUUUCGAAAAGGUGCGAAUUCUGUCCGCUCAGUCUCGAAGGUAGCCAAUCACAGCCGUCGACAAAUUAUGCAACUAUUUCAUCAACCCACCACGUUAACACUGCCUGGCUCUCGCCUGACACUUAAUUAUUCACAUCCGCACAGGCCUUGAGCCGAUCGCACAUCGAGGGCUCUGGUCGCCAUCAGACAUGCAUAAAGGACACACUCCUCCUCCUCCUCCUCCUCCUCCUCCUCAUCCUCGUCCUCGCCCUCCUCGUCCUCGCCCUCCUCCUUCUCCUCCCCCUUCUCUUCUCCUCGCAAAAGUAG
Messenger RNA from Spirometra erinaceieuropaei, 403 nucleotides. Lineage: Eukaryota; Metazoa; Platyhelminthes; Cestoda; Diphyllobothriidea; Diphyllobothriidae. The record is from the annotation of a GenBank genome assembly.